Molecule: messenger RNA, 715 nt
Organism: Meloidogyne enterolobii
Lineage: Eukaryota; Metazoa; Nematoda; Chromadorea; Rhabditida; Meloidogynidae
Source: the annotation of a GenBank genome assembly
UUCAACGUGUGGUUCUCCUUCUGUCGUUGGUGGAACUUCGACCAGCAGUCGUGCAGCACAUCGGCGAUCUCUCAAACGGCUUAGGACCCAAGCUUCGUUGGCUUCUGAUCAAUUAAUGCCUUCUGAACCACAUAUUCGUUGGCCUGAAUAUAGACAACCAGGUCCUCAUUUGCGUACACAGGAAAUGAAAUUACCUAGCAAUACAGCACAACGAAAACUUAAUAAUAUUGGAAUGGUUGUUACUUCACUACAAAUUGUUUCAAUUGGUUUGGAGUAUCCCCCAGCAACAGAAGAAAUUGUUAAACUUUACAAUGAUUUUCGUUCAAAUAUUGUUCUUUUACAAGAACUUAAAACAGCGGUAUAUAAUACAGAACAAGAGCUUGACCAAUUGUCAAAUCGGUUGAGAACAGAAAAAAAUAUUGAACUUUCAAUCGAGCCAAGACUUAGAGUUAGUGAAGCAUUUUAUGAAGAAUUUACUAGAAAUCCAGCUAGUUUAAACGAAAUAAAUUUAAUAGAAGGGGAAGGAAAAUCUUCAGGGAAAACUGGAGGGAAGGGAGGUAAACAACAAAAACAAUUACCAAAACUAGCACCAGUAACUUCUCGAAGGAUUACAAGAAUGAUUGAAACAAAUCCGAUUUCUGUGACACAGACACGGAAAAAGCGUACAACAAUUACUGCUGAAGGAACUUUAACAAGAUCAUCAAUUCAACAAUAA